UAAACUUAUUUUAACUAUCCAUUACAUGCUGUAUAUGAAUACCGCAGAACAUCGUUCCAGGUGUAAUAUACACACGGCAGGUUCCAGGCAGUCUAUGUUUCCUACCGGAGGAAUAAGCUGUUGCACAGCCUGUACUGAGGUGCCAAAUACAAUAUUCUGCAAAAAAAAAAAAAGACAAAAUGGAUGAAGAACCAGAGAGAGCCAAACGCUGGGAAGGAGGCUAUGAGAGAACUUGGGAAGUGCUAAAGGAGGAUGAAUCUGGCUCCCUCAAAUCCUCAGUGGAGGCAAUUCUGUACCAGUCAAAAAGGAAAAGGAUGAUUACCAGCCAUAACCAGGUGCGCCUCGGAAUGAUGCGUCACCUGUAUGUGGUAAUUGACUGUUCCCGAAGUAUGGAAGACCAGGACCUAAAACCGAACCGCCUAACCUCUACCCUGAAGCUGAUUGAAAAGUUUGUUGACGAGUAUUUUGACCAAAACCCCAUCAGUCAGAUUGGAUUUAUCACCACAAAAAACAAGAGAGCUGAGAAGCUGACUGAUCUGGCAGGAAACCCAACCAAACACACCACUGCUCUAAAGAAGGCUGUGGACACAGUGUGUGGAGGAGAACCUUCUCUGUACAACUCUUUGAAUCUGGCCAUUCAGUCCCUAAAACACAUGCCAGGACACACUAGUCGUGAGAUCCUCAUCGUUCUCAGCAGUCUGACCACAUGUGACCCAGCAAACAUCUAUGAACUCAUUAAGACUCUGAAGACUCUGAAGAUUCGAGUGUCAGUCAUCGGUCUGUCUGCAGAAGUCAGGGUCUGCACAGUGCUGACCAGAGAGACAGGAGGUCUGUACAACGUCAUUCUGGACGAGAGUCACUACAGAGAGCUGCUGAUGAUGCACGUCAAACCUCCUCCAGCCACUACCUCCUCUGAGUGCUCCUUAAUACGCAUGGGUUUUCCUCAGCACACCGUUUCUGCUGUAAUGGACAGAGAUGCCAAACCUUCUUUCAGCAUGUCUCAUCUGGAUAGCAGCAGCAGCUGUGAUCCAGGUCUGUCUUUGGGAGGUUACUUCUGUCCACAGUGCCACGCCAAAUACACAGAACUUCCUGUGGAGUGUAAAGUGUGUGGUUUGACUCUGGUGUCAGCUCCUCAUCUGGCCAGAUCCUUUCAUCACCUCUUCCCCCUCCAGACCUUUACAGAGACCCCAGUAGAAGAACUUCAGGGAGAAAGGUUCUGUCAGGCAUGUCAGGGAGAACUAAAGGAAAAAAGUAUGUUUACCUGCCCUUCGUGUAAAAAUGUCUACUGUAUGGAGUGUGACCUCUAUAUCCAUGAUGCUCUGCACUUCUGUCCCUGCUGCACACAUGGGGAUGCUGCUCGCUGACUCUGCGAAACCUGUAGUGACUCAGACUGAUGUUUUUAGCAGGGAUUACCAUCUAUGUGGGUUCUUAGCCGUAAUGGCGACAGGUCACACUGUAUUUAGCCAACUUGAUGUGUUUCUGAGUAUCAGUGGGACAGAUGACGCACCAUGUCUGCGUUUGGACCAGUUUGCAUUGUCAACAUUUGUACGUGGACCCUAAAUACCACUCCAGCAAGUUCGACAAAUUGUUGAGAAACAGUGACACCUAACGGUAAAACUGUUGAGCGCAACAAACUGCGCUGCCCACCUCAACCUUUGCAAAAUUGAAAAUAAACUACAGUUAGAUGGAUUGACAGAUACAUUCCUGACUUCCUAAUGAAAAUCAUAAGAUAAGAUUCGGCUUGUUUGUCAAGAUGGCAGCCUCCUCAGUGUUUUUGGGUUACAAAAACAUUUUUGUUCCUUAUUUGUUAACGUUUUCAGAAACCACUGAGAGUACGUAGGAAAUAAAACAGAGUUUUUUUUAACAGAAA
Cynoglossus semilaevis (tongue sole) is the source of this 1870-nucleotide messenger RNA. It is a transcript of the gene gtf2h2, whose product is annotated as general transcription factor IIH, polypeptide 2. The record is from RefSeq and is a predicted model, not a curated record. The transcript is spliced from 15 exons. Gene Ontology annotation, cellular component: transcription factor TFIIH core complex; transcription factor TFIIH holo complex. Bases 180 to 1364 code for a protein of 394 amino acids. Gene Ontology annotation, biological process: DNA-templated transcription; regulation of transcription by RNA polymerase II; nucleotide-excision repair. NCBI's taxonomy places the organism in Eukaryota, Metazoa, Chordata, Actinopteri, Pleuronectiformes, Cynoglossidae. Gene Ontology annotation, molecular function: zinc ion binding.